Molecule: messenger RNA, 2237 nt
Organism: Balaenoptera acutorostrata (minke whale)
Lineage: Eukaryota; Metazoa; Chordata; Mammalia; Artiodactyla; Balaenopteridae
Gene: SUGCT
Product: succinyl-CoA:glutarate-CoA transferase
Exons: 13
Coding region: 56-1291 (411 amino acids)
Molecular function (GO): catalytic activity
Source: RefSeq, a predicted model, not a curated record
GCGCGCGCUUCGUUCUCCACUCACGCGGGGAGCGAGGAUUUCACAGGGGUACGCGAUGCUGGCGACGCUGGCGAGGGUCGCGGCUCUGCGGAGAACCGGCCUUCUCUCCCGCCGGGGCGGCGGGAGGGGGCUGUGGACCGGCCGCCCGCAGUCAGAUGCUGACAAUAUGAAGCCAUUGGAGGGUGUAAGAAUUCUGGAUCUAACAAGAGUACUGGCGGGACCUUUUGCUACUAUGAACUUAGGAGAUCUUGGAGCAGAAGUUAUAAAAGUGGAAAGACCAGGAGCUGGUGAUGAUACACGAACUUGGGGUCCACCUUUUGUGGGGACAGAAAGUACUUAUUUUCUCAGUGUUAACCGAAAUAAAAAAAGUAUAGCUGUUAAUAUCAAGGAUCCAAAAGGGGUGAAAAUCAUCAAAGAGCUUGCAGCUGUUUGUGAUGUAUUUGUGGAAAACUAUGUCCCUGGCAAAUUGUCUGCAAUGGGGCUGGGCUAUGAAGAUAUAGACGUGAUAGCGCCUCACAUAGUCUACUGUUCCAUCACAGGGUAUGGUCAGACAGGCCCACUGUCUCAGCGAGCUGGGUACGAUGCCGUUGCCUCUGCUGUUUCUGGUCUGAUGCACAUCACGGGGCCCGAGGAUGGAGAUCCAGUUCGUCCAGGAGUGGCCAUGACUGAUCUUGCCACUGGCCUUUAUGCGUGUGGAGCCAUUAUGGCUGGAUUGAUACAAAGAUAUAAAACCGGAAAAGGACUGUUCAUUGAUUGUAACCUACUGUCAUCCCAGGUGGCAUGUUUGACUCACGUCGCUGCGAAUUAUCUUAUUGGCCAAGAGGAAGCGCGGCGCUGGGGCACAGCUCAUGGAAGUAUUGUUCCUUACCAGGCUUUUAAAACCAAGGAUGGAUAUCUUGUAGUCGGAGCAGGAAAUAACCAACAGUUUGCUACUGUGUGCAAGAUCUUGAAUUUGCCUGAACUGAUUGAUGAUUCCAAGUAUAGAACUAACCACCUUCGGGUACAGAAUAGAAAAGAGCUUAUUAAAAUAUUGUCGGCACGGUUUGAAGAAGAAACGACCAGCAAGUGGUUACACCUCUUUGAAGGCAGUGGAGUCCCGUAUGGCCCAAUUAACAACAUGAAGAAUGUGUUUGCAGAACCCCAGGUGUCCUCCCUUGUUUUUCCCCUGACGAGCUGUGGAGUUUCUUGGCCCUGGGUACAUGGAACCGGCCGCUUCUGUUCAGAUGUGGGACCGCACCGCUGGCGCCCGUGGCCCAGCUCUCCAUGUGCGCCGUGCCAGCACAGCUGCUAGUUCAACUGAAAAUUGAUUUGGGUGAAAUACAAGGCCUGGAACAUGGCGCAGGAAGUGAGACUCUGAUGAGGUGAAAAGGGGUAUGUCUAACCAAAAAAAGAAAGAAAGAAAAAGAUUAGAAGCAUCAAAGAGCAGGAGAGAAUUUUCUGUGGGCCUGCUUAUCAAGUGGCCCAUUUAUGUUUCAUCUGUGGCUUGAACGUGGCGGACAACAGAACUUUGCUUGAUGGUCGAAACUGUUCCUAACCAAAAUAAUUUCCUCAUAGUCUCAUGUUCCGAGAAAACUUGCCUUUUUGACUCAACCGAAACAACAAAUGAUUCUUUUUUUCUUGGAUGGAUGCAGGGGUGUCUACCUUUUAUCCUCUGAUUAUGUGCUGCAGACCUUUGCACAGUUAAAAUGAUCCUGCAGGCAUCCACUGUUAAGUCAAUCAGGAAUACUACAGGAGAUUUUGGUCUGUAUUUACUGAUAUCUCUGAGAAAUUUUGAUCCAAAACCCUUUUAGUGGUAGUUUUAUUGUUUUUUCUCCCUCAAUGAUAUAUUAUCUGUGGAAAACUCUGUGCAUUGUAGAAGUAUAAUAUAGAUUAUCUGCAUAUAGAUUUUAAUAGUCAUGUUUCCAAGUGCUUUCUUAAAAUAUCUUCUUUUAAUCAGGCCAAGAUUGUGUAGUACAUUAAAGGAAUUCUUAAAAAGUUUAAAAAACUUACUAGAUGACCUCAGUAUGGUCCUAUUUAACAUACCCUUGGGAACAUGUGCAUGAAAUACAUUGUGGUUUGAGGUUUUCCAACCCAAACAAACUUAAAAGAAAAUGCAGCUUUUAAUAGAAACUGUUCAAAUUCCUGCAAAGAUAGGUAUGGAUCUCACCACUGAGAGGGUUUAAAAGCAUCAUUAUCUACCAUGAGAAUCAAAAGAGAAUGUGCUAUCCUGCUUUUUCUAUUUUGCUCAAGACCGUAAA